AUGGCCGGAGUUAGGUUAUCGCUUCUUAGGUCACUUCACAGAUCAGUAAACUCCUCGUCUUGUAAACCUCAUCAUCAAGCUCAAGUUCGCAGGUCUUAUUCGCGACUAACUGAGCCGCGACCUGCAAAUUCAUCAUCUCCGGUGUUUUCUGGUUUCCAGAAGAAGGAGCCUUACGCUUCUUUCAAUCUCCUAAAUUCCCAUGUCAGGGCAUUUAGUUGCGGAUUUCCUCUCGAUGGAGUGUCUCACAAAUCGAAACGUUCUUCUCCUUCGGUUGUCUCUUUUUCCUCGAAUCUGCGUCUGCUUAAUGCUAAGCCUUUCUAUUACUCGACCCCUCUAUUAGGUCAUUCAUCUUAUACACGAGCUUUUAGCACGAAACCUGAUGAUCUCGGAAGUAUUGUAGCCUCUGGUGCUACUGGUGAUGGGAAUGGCAUUGAUUGGGUUGAGAAGGCUAAGGAUGUGUUGCACACUAGUGUAGAUGCUGUUACUGAAACUGCAAGGAAGGCUAGAGAAGCCUCUGAUGAGUUGACUCCUCAUGUGCAGCAAUUGCUAGACUCGAAUCCGUAUCUUAAAGAUGUCAUUGUUCCCGUCAGUCUUACCAUGACUGGUACUUUGUUUGCUUGGGUAGUGAUGCCUAGUGUUUUGAGGAGGUUUCACAGAUACGCAAUGCAAAGCUCGGCUGCUUUGCUUCCCGGAGACCUCUCAAAGGAAGAUGUUCCAUAUGAAAAAAGCUUUUGGGGCGCUUUGGAGGAUCCAGCGCGUUACUUAGUGACCUUCAUGGCUUUUGCACAAAUUGCCGCGAUGGUGGCGCCAACAACGGUAGCAGCUCAGUACUUUUCCCCAGCACUGAGAGGAGCAGGCAUCCUCUCGUUUGUAUGGUUCCUACAUCGGUGGAAGGGCAAUGUGAUUUCCCGAAUGUUGUCUGCUAAGAGUGUUGCCGGGCUAGACAGGGAGAAGAUAUUGACACUGGACAAAGUAUCAUCAGUUGGUCUUUUUGCAAUAGGUUUGAUGGCUACGGCGGAAGCCUGUGGGGUAGCUGUUCAAUCUAUCUUGACAGUUGGUGGAGUGGGAGGAGUUGCCACUGCUUUCGCUGCGAAAGAUAUCCUUGGUAAUGUUCUGAGUGGUUUGUCAAUGCAGUUUUCAAAGCCAUUCUCGAUGGGAGAUACCAUCAAAGCUGGGUCUGUUGAAGGUCAAGUUGUUGAGAUGGGACUCACAACAACAUCUUUGUUGAACGCUGAGAAAUUUCCGGUUUCGGUACCCAAUUCACUGUUUUCCAGUCAGAUGAUUGUGAACAAGUCACGUGCUCAGUGGCGAGCCAUAGCAUCCAAGAUACCACUGCAAAUCGAUGAUUUGGAUAAGAUUCCUGAUAUAUCAAAUGAAAUCAAGGAAACGUUGAGAUCAAACACAAAGGUUUACUUAGGGAAAGAAGCUCCUUACUGCUACUUAUCUCGAGUGGAAAAAUCCUUCGCUGAACUCACCAUCGGGUGCAAUCUCAAAUACAUGGGAAAAGACGAGCUAUACACUACACAACAAGAGGUACUUCUUGAGUCCGUUAAGAUCAUAAAGAAGCAUGGUGCAUCGCUCGGUACCACCUGGGACAAUUCACCAUUUUGA
Molecule: messenger RNA, 1611 nt
Organism: Arabis nemorensis
Lineage: Eukaryota; Viridiplantae; Streptophyta; Magnoliopsida; Brassicales; Brassicaceae
Source: the annotation of a GenBank genome assembly